Bathycoccus prasinos is the source of this 1173-nucleotide messenger RNA. Its product is annotated as peptidase putative. Gene Ontology annotation, biological process: Arp2/3 complex-mediated actin nucleation; actin filament polymerization. The coding region runs from base 1 to 1173 and encodes 390 amino acids. Gene Ontology annotation, molecular function: structural constituent of cytoskeleton; actin filament binding. The record is from RefSeq and is a predicted model, not a curated record. Gene Ontology annotation, cellular component: actin cytoskeleton; Arp2/3 protein complex. Lineage: Eukaryota; Viridiplantae; Chlorophyta; Mamiellophyceae; Mamiellales; Bathycoccaceae. The transcript has a single exon.
AUGACUCAAUUCGAGAACAACAACGCGUACUUCGCGUCCCCGUUCGUCCGGAAUUGGCUCCUGCGAGCAAUCGCGAAUGAAGAUAAUGAUCAAAUCUCGUGCGAAAUCGCGCACGAAUUCGACGACGUUUCUUUCCGCUGCGAAUUGCAUUCGUCGACCUAUUCCUCGAAGGAUGACGUGAAGAGCACUCUCAUCGCGCUCGUGUCCGUCGCGUUUCCAAAAAGCAACGAUGAAAAGAGUAACAACGAAAGAGUGACGACGAGGGAAAAAUUCCUCUCCUUAUCAUCGAGCGGCGCGUUCGAGCGCGGUCGAGCUCUCGGAAUCAUCCGGAAAGUGCGCGUUUUAGGGGGAAGUGAUGAUGCUGAGGAGGAGGAGGAAGAACAGGCGGAAUUCGGGUACGACGCGACCGUGGAGGUGGAUUUGAAGAAACUGAACGAAGCCGAGGAGAAGGAAGAGAUGAUCGAUUUAAUAUCGAGUGUGAGAGUGUACGCCGGGUACGGGACGUUGCGAGCGUGUUUGCGGCGAUUGGUGGUGGAGGAGGAGGAAGAGGAAGAGGAGGCGAAGGCGAAGCGUCGUUCGUUUUCGCUGCGACGGCAAUUCGCGUCGCCGUCGGUGUCGAUGUAUUGUAAAGUGGAGGAAGAUGACACUUUGAAGGAAGGUGCGGAGGAAAGGAGAUCGUGUACGGUUGUGUUUCCGAUGCACGUUUCUUCGUCGCUGUCGAAUAACGAGGACGAGGUGGUGAUUGCGAGGGCGUUUUUGGCGCACUUCGCCGAGGCGUCGAGGAAUAGCGCAAAGUUGAGCGCGGCGCCGUUCGUGAGUUAUCAUAAACCAGGGCAGAAGCCGCCGUUGGAGUUGACGACGAGCGUCGAUGCGACAACGCGAGAUGGUGACGAGGUCGAUGAGAUGGAUUUGAACGCGAAUGGUGGGUAUGUUUCCUUCGUGAUAUUUCCGAGACACGUGAAGACGAAAGAGUCUCUGGAAAGAGCCGUGUGGAUGUUGGCGAGUUUCCCGAACUUUAUCAAGUCUCAUUUGAAGUGUUCGAAAGGAUAUUGGCACGAGAAGAUGCGAGGGAAAGCGGAGGAACUUUUAGAAACGUUAAAGAGGGCACAGAAAGAGCCUAAAAUGAGCGCUAAGAAGAAGUUGAUCAGCGGGAGGACGUACGUGCCGAGGUGA